AUGAUUGCUAGAGAAAAUUAUCCAACUGCAAAAACGGUAGAAGAUUGGGAAUGUCCAUCAACUAUAACUACUACUUCAUUUCCAGAAAGCGCAGAUUACAGCAACCCUCACCUCAAGCACCACCAUCAAACUCAACAAAUGAACCACCACAACUCAGAAGCAGAGGCUCGAAACCAGCGGCACAAAUACAUAUCGGCUGUCAAUUUUUUGUUAAGAGCAACUAAUAAGAAAAAACGAAAUGAAGCCGUCAAACGCAGAGCUGCUUACAUGUUAUUUUCUAUGGUUUGGAUGCUUACAUCAAGUAGAGAAAACAAACAGACCCUAAAGCGCAUGAAAAUGUUUGCGGGUAAAAUCGAAGGCCAGUAUAGGUAUUGUAAGUAUAAGAUUUAG
Molecule: messenger RNA, 390 nt
Organism: Helobdella robusta
Lineage: Eukaryota; Metazoa; Annelida; Clitellata; Rhynchobdellida; Glossiphoniidae
Exons: 4
Coding region: 1-390 (129 amino acids)
Source: RefSeq, a predicted model, not a curated record